AUGGUUGACCUUUUCCUGGACGCUGCAAGCGAACAUUGCAAAGUGAUUAUUUGUGACGAUGAAGGCUGCAACGGCCUGGUCAAGAAGGCCAUUUUUGGCCAAUUGGAGGCCAAAUACCGCCGCAGGUUCCAUGAGACCAAAUUCUUUGCAGAUCUCACCUUCUCCAAGAUUGAAGCUCUGCAGCAAUUGCCACGCAUGCCAGUCAAGGUUUGCUCUCUACGAGGCAGGACUUUGUUUGUGUUGCCAGGGCCGGCGCACAGCAACAAGAACAGCAAUGGGCAAGUCAUGUCUGAAGUGAGAUGCCCAUACUUUGGGCGCUUUUGGUGUGAUGCUGCAUUUGCUUUGGAUCGAGGAAUGCCUGUUCCAGCGUACACAAGGAAAGACCCGAUGAGUGACAGGCUGGCAAGUCUGUUUGGGAAUCCUUUCUACAUCCUGGAUCAGCGAGAUGCAGCUGCCACCAGCUGGGACACUAUUUGUAUUCCCUGGCAUUUGAAGGGCUUCCUUUUGUGGAAUCUCACGACGGCGCUGUGCAUUGAAACUAGUUUGCAAUGUGAGGCCUUUGCUCCUGCAGUUCACGACCUGCUUGACUUGGCUACCCGUAGCGAACUGGCUUUGACAGGGUUCAUCCUGCAGGAUCUUUGGGCUGUGGUCGCUACGGAUGCAGAGAAGAACCUCGGCCGACCAAAAGGUUCCAUGCAGAUUGCAGCCCGCACUCGUCAAAACAUGCAGAGCGUGGCCUUGGCAACUGCUGUCAUUUGCAAAGAAAAGGACUCCGAUUGGCACCCGUUUGGUCCUGGUCAUCCGUUAUCGGAAAUACACUUGGAAAGGAUGUUUGGUCGCUAUCGCUGUGCCAAUACCAACCCGGACUUGACCGUGACGGAUUUCUGGCGAGUGAAUGCUCAGAUUGCCUUCAGGACAGCUGCAGAAAAACAACAGGCAGAUAGCAGCAAGGCAAAACCUGUGGAGGAACCUCCCCUUUCAGACAAGCAGCUGCUUGUUGUGAUUUGUUUUACAUUACCUUUUUUGCAUCCUUUUUCAUCCCUUUCUUUUUGA
Messenger RNA from Durusdinium trenchii, 1053 nucleotides. The record is from the annotation of a GenBank genome assembly. NCBI's taxonomy places the organism in Eukaryota, Dinophyceae, Suessiales, Symbiodiniaceae.